AUGUCUUCCAACUACCCCUCACAAGAUGGACGUGCCGACAAAUUGGCAUCUUUGCUGAAGGGUAACCAGGCGCGUGCAAUUCCAAAGUUGAUCCCUCGAUCUCAAAGAACACCCUCCAGAACAGCAGGUCCGUCGGAAGUCGCCCCAGAGACACCGAAACUGCCUCUUCCUCCUCAGCUCGAUUCUGUGCAAUUCAAGACUCCUGUUAAACGCAUCUUAAGCCCUUCGGAUCACGAGAAAUUCCUCUCUUCUGCCACCUACACUCUCAUCCAGUCAUGGAUAUUCACUCUAGCAGACUGUGUCGAAGGCCGGUCCAAUUCGACAUUAGAUGUUACAAAACUCUCAGCAGAAGUCCAGCGACUGGAUGCAGUCCUCGAUGCCGUCAGGACUCUCGUCGAGCGAUAUCCUCCUCUUGAUACCGGCUCUAGAUUCGGCAACCCUGUUUUUCGAGACUUACACAAGGCCAUAGUAAGAGAUGUGGAAAACCUGCACAAGGAAAAGCUGGGUUUGCAACAUCACGCUGCCAUUCAAGAGAUUUCGGUAUAUUUUAUCAACUCCUUUGGGUCAGAGGAGCGGCUGGACUACGGAUCUGGACACGAAUUGAAUUUUAUGAUGUGGCUGCUGUGCUUAUAUCAAUUGGGCCUUGUCAAGCCCGAGGAUUUUCCAGCAAUCGUUAUACACACAUUCACGCAGUACCUCGACCUGAUGCGGAAAAUCCAGAGCACAUACUACCUAGAGCCAGCUGGGAGCCACGGUGUCUGGGGCUUGGACGACUAUCAAUUCUUACCGUUCCUCUUUGGAGCGAGCCAGCUGAUUAGACAUCCAUACAUUACCCCGAGGUCUAUACACAAUAAUGUCGUACUGGAUGAGGAAGGUGACAAGUAUAUCUAUCUCAACCAAGUCCGAUGGGUGGACAGCGUCAAGACGGUCAAGGGCCUCCGGUGGCACAGCCCAAUGCUGGACGAUAUCUCUGGCGCCAAAAGCUGGCAGAAGGUCGAGGAUGGCAUGAGGAAGAUGUUUAUUAAAGAAGUCCUGGGUAAGCUGCCCAUCAUGCAACAUUUCCUCUUCGGUGGCUUGAUCCCAGGGACAGAAGAUAUGGGACAUCUGGACCCGGAAACUCUUCGCCUACAAGAAGAAAGAAUGAAACAUGUCAAGGAAAAGGGCCAUGAACCUGAUUAUUGGGGCGACUGCUGUGGCAUCAAGGUGCCGAGCACGGUAGCAGCAGGAGAAGAAAUGCGAAAACGAAUGGGCACCUUUGGAGCACUGCGGCCGAUACCAUUUGAUUAG
Molecule: messenger RNA, 1287 nt
Organism: Exophiala spinifera
Lineage: Eukaryota; Fungi; Ascomycota; Eurotiomycetes; Chaetothyriales; Herpotrichiellaceae
Exons: 1
Coding region: 1-1287 (428 amino acids)
Biological process (GO): mitotic spindle organization
Cellular component (GO): nucleus; cytoplasm; protein phosphatase type 2A complex
Molecular function (GO): peptidyl-prolyl cis-trans isomerase activity; protein tyrosine phosphatase activator activity
Source: RefSeq, a predicted model, not a curated record